AUGGCUGAUAAUUCUAAAUCUGAAAAACCUGAAGAGGUAUCAGUGUCUCCACAGGCUGAUGCAAAAGUAACCAAAAAUGAUAAUGAUAAUGUGAACAAUAUCGAAGAAGAAAAAGAGAAAAUUAAGAAAAAGGCAACUUUAUUAUUUUUGCAAGGGAAAAGGUCUUUAUACAUUAAAGAUUUUCAAGCAGCUGCUACUGCUCUUUCUGAAUCAUGUCAGUUAUUUAGUCAAAUUUAUUCCGAGCAAGAUGAUGAGAUGGCUGAUCCAUAUUUUUAUUAUGGAAAAGCAUUAUUAGAAGUUGGUAGAAGUGAAUCUGAAGUUUUAGAAGAAGGAGAAGAAGAUGAUGAAGAUGAAGAGAAUGAAAAUGAAGCUAAAACAGGUGAUGAAAAUGUAAAAGAAAAUAAUAAAGAUUCAGUUACAAAUUCUAACAGCAAAACGGUUCAAGAAAAUGGUGAAAAAUCAGAUUCAGUAUUAAAUCAAGACCCUCAAACAAAUAAUGAAACAGAAAAUGAUGAUGUUAAUGAUUUACAAUUAUCAUGGGAAUAUUUAGAAUUAGCAAGAUUAAUUUAUUCUAGAAAAUCAAACACGGUUAAUUGUUUAUUAUUUUAUUUUCAGACAAUAUUGUGUUUAGGUGAAAAUGGCAUAGAAUCGGAGAAUUAUUCAGUUGCUAUAGAAGACUUAAAAGAAGCUUUAAAUUUACAAAAAAAGCAUUUAUCUGAGGUUGAUAGAAGAAUCGCUGAAACAUAUUAUCAGCUUGGUAUAGCUCAUUCGUUGUGUCAGGGUUACGAUGAAGCCAUUGAAAAUUUCAAAAUGGCCGUAGAACAAUUGAAUAAAAAAAUAUCAUCGUUAGAAAUGAGACAGAAAAUGGGGGACAAAAAGACUGAGGAAGAAGAAAAAGAUGCAUUUUACACGAUGGACGGAGAAAUAAAAGAAAUCAAAGGGGUUAUACAAGAUGUUGAAGAAAAAAUAAAAGACAUGGCGGAUUGUAAAAAUCAAGUUAGAGACGAAUUAAUAAAACAAGUUGUUUCCGGUAGAGGAGAAGAAAAAAAUCAACCGGGAUCAUCCACGUCUAAUUCGAAUGCUCCGCCGCCAACAAAUUCAAUUCCUGCUUCCGAUAUAUCCCAUUUGAUAAAAAAGAAAAGAAAAAACGAUGAUGAAACGAUUCCGGAAAAAAAAUUAAAAACCGAUUAA
Messenger RNA from Pediculus humanus corporis (human body louse), 1191 nucleotides. Its product is annotated as nuclear autoantigenic sperm protein, putative. Gene Ontology annotation, cellular component: nucleoplasm. Bases 1 to 1191 code for a protein of 396 amino acids. Gene Ontology annotation, molecular function: histone binding. The record is from RefSeq and is a predicted model, not a curated record. Lineage: Eukaryota; Metazoa; Arthropoda; Insecta; Psocodea; Pediculidae. The transcript has 5 exons. Gene Ontology annotation, biological process: DNA replication-dependent chromatin assembly; CENP-A containing chromatin assembly.